AUGUUCGGAAUAUUUAAAGGAUUGUCUUACACCAUCUUGGUUAUUCUAUGUUUCUUUAAUUAUUUCAUUAAUAUUGUAAUUCACACUAUAUUUUGGAGGAAACAUUGCUAGAAAAGUAUUAGUUUUAGAUAUAAUCAUAGGCUCCUAUAAAUUACAUAGUUUUAAUAUUAUACUUAGUUUUCUUUGGAUUUACAUUUACAACUAUAUGCAUUUUUAUGGAAUUAAGUCUGAGACAAAUGGGUGUUUGGGUAACUUGGGGAAUUACUUUUUUAAUAAUAGCUUCAUUUAUGAUAAUAGGUUUUGUAAACAAAAAAGAGGUUUCUUUGAAAAGUACAAUUCAUUCCAUAUUUUAUAGUGGGGGCUAUUAUAAUUUUUGGUAUAUCCAUAAAAAAAAAAACAAAUAAUAAAAAAACUUAAUAUAAACUCAGAGCAUUAAAACUUGA
Messenger RNA from Paramecium primaurelia, 443 nucleotides. The record is from the annotation of a GenBank genome assembly. Lineage: Eukaryota; Ciliophora; Oligohymenophorea; Peniculida; Parameciidae.